CUGUAAUUGUAAAGGAUUCUAUGUAAAGAAGCUGGUAAGAAGUAUCCAAAUAGAAGAGCUCAAUUAAAGUGUUUUGACCGAUAGAAUAGAUUCGAACACGCAUUCCAAAGAGGUGUCUGGUGUAAUAAUCUUUAUUCUGCACAAGUGCAGAGUAAUGCAGGUGAUCGAAUUCGCUAUAUUCGUCACACAUGGUAAACAGAAAACAAAUUGGCGUGCGUUGGAUCUUGAGGGUUGCUGUAAUAAGAUGUAAUAUUUCUGGCAAGAUCGACGAUUUGUAAAUUAAUAUGGAUGACGAUCCACGACUGUCACAUUAUGUGUACAUUUAUAUGGCCAGCAGGGAUAAGCCGUUGAAAUUUGCAUUUACUGUUGGUGAAACCAUCGAAUACCUGUGUAUAAAGAUAUGCAAUGCUUUUAAUAUAAGUCCUUUAGCAAGGCACCUGUUCGCAUUGCAAAGUUAUUCUACGAAACUAUGGUUCCCAUGUGGUCACAUAUUGGAAGAGGACUCGGAGAAGUACAGAUUCAACUUUCGCUUGAGAUUCAAGCCAUCCAGUAUGGACAGACUGAGAGAAAUAGAUUUAAAUGCAUAUAAUUAUUACUUUGAACAAGUCCGCAGGGACGUGUUGGAUAAUAAAGUACCUGACAUAGUUUAUGAGAAACAUAAACAUGAAUUGAUUGGUCUAGGAGUUAGCGAUAUGUACAGGGUAAUGCUCGAAGAAGAACUACCACGAGAAAUUGUAGAAUCGGAAUAUAAGAAAUAUAUACCUAAGGAAUGCAUAAAGAGGCACGCCUUUUUUAUUAGGAAACCUAUUCACAAUGCACUUACGAAGUUAUCUGGGUACGACGCUGCAUACGUCAAGGAGCAGUAUUUGAAGCAAUUUGAACGCAUGGCUCCGAAUUAUCCAUAUGAAGAAUAUACAACGUUAAUGGAUAAAGAUGUUCCUAAUCUAAGAGCUAAAGUCUUACUUAGAGUUACCAUAGAGCAAGUGAAAUACUGUGAGAUUGACAUGGGUACAUGGAAAACGAUUUGCAGGAUAGAGGACAUUUCCACUCUUUCCAUAGGAAAGAACAAUACUGUGUUGAUUGGGAGGAGGACGGGCAUACCAUUGUGCGUACAAUUUGACACAAAAACGAUUCUGUUGUCUUUUGUAUCCGCACUGGACGGAUAUUAUCGCUUAUCCGUCAAGUGGAAUUUUAAUCUUUGCAGUGGUGACAGUAGCAUUAUUACGCCUUCUUUAGAAAGAUUACAAAAGUUAAGGUGCCAUGGACCGGUUGGGAAAGACUUCUCGUACACGAAACUCAAGGAAAAAUGUGCCAACGAGCCAGGAAGUUACAUAUUGCGCGAGAGUGAAACCGAGUACGGCGUGUACUAUAUUGACGUUUACAACAAAGAUGGAACUAUAUCUUCGCAAAGAGUGAUGGAAACUAAACCUGACAAAUUUGCAAUGACAAACAGCGCUCGGGUGUACGAAUCUCUGAGGCAUUUAAUUUCUUCGUUCCAAAAUCCCAAUGAAUCAAUAUACUUAGGAAAAUGCUUAGGAUUUUCGGAAUACGACAAGUCAAAAUUAUUACUUUGCGCUUCGGAAAACGUCGUGAACGAAGUAGCGGCAGACGAAGAGAUAAUCACUACUUUAUUACAAGGUGGACCGCGAUGCGUACCAUGGAAUGAGUUGCAGGUAUACAAAGCGAUCGCAAAGAGCGACGAGGAUUUGACAACUCGUACAACAACAAUGACGAGUUUGCAUCGAGCUAUAUGGCGAGUUGCUAAGGGCAAGAAGCUCGAAGUUAUAAUGAAGAUACUCAAGACGGAGGAGAAUAAUUAUACCAAAGAAUUUUUGGAGUUGGUCGGCAAGUGGAGCCAAUUGCGAUCGGGAGCUCUAGUUAGAUUGUACGGCAUAACUGUGGCUCCGACGAUCGGAAUGCUCCUCGAACUGGUAAACUUGGGCCCAUUGGACAAGUACCUGUGCAGCAAUAGCAAAUCUGUGCUAACGGUCGAUAUGGUGGAAGCCACUGUCUGUCUGGCAACAGCCCUAUGGCAUCUGGAGGAGAAUGGUGUAAUUCAUGGAAAUAUAAGAUGCCGAAACGUUCUCGUACAUUUGCAUACGGAUAACAGCUUCAUUGUCAAGUUGGGAGAUCCUGGUCUGUUCACUUAUACCGAGGACGACAUAUAUUGGAUACCGCCAGAAUGUUACACGGAUUUAACAUCCGCAAAAUACAGUCUCCAAGCAGAUAUAUGGGCGCUGGCGACAACCAUUUGGGAGAUAUUUUCCAGAGGAGCUUCCCCACCCAAAUAUCAUAAAACUCAUACUGUUAAAAUGUUUUAUAAAUGUGGAAACCGAUUACCUCCUCCUAAGGAUUGUCCAAACGAAAUCUAUAAAUUAAUGUUGGAAUGCUGGGGCAAAAAUAAUUCUAUAUCAAGGAAACAGCCUCAGGCUAUCAUGCGAGAUAUUAAUCAGAUUCUAUAUGAAGUAUAUAAUGCUCGUAGAACUCAUACUUACGCUACUAUAUGCCCUAAGUUGUUCAAAGAAGCCGAUGGAAAUAACGAUGAAAAUGGCAGUAUUUUUACAGAAGAGAGCAAAUCAAAUAGUGAAUCACAAACAAGUUUGGUCACUGAUUACACCAGUAUUCCUUUCGACGAUAACGCUACAGAACAGCUGAUCAGCUAUCAGAAUCAAGACAGCAGCAGUGACGAACUAUCGUUUUAUCUACGUUGGCUAAACAACGAAUUGUACAAGAUGCCGGUGUCGGGUAACGGUAGCGAUUGUGGUCCGAGCCGCGAAGAUAGCUCGAGCAAAACCAACAAAAGCAAAACCAACGAAAAGACUUUCAACAGCAAAGAUAACUCCCAAUGGCAGCGCACCUAUGAGAUAAAUGAAAAUUUGGAUGUGAUCCUGCUAGGACGGAUAGGUGAAGGCUUUUACGGCGAAGUGUAUAAGGGUACGCUUAGGAGGCGUAACGGUAAAGAAGUUGACUCGGAACAGGAUGUAGCCGUCAAGAAGCUCAAGACGCAGGAGGACUCGGAAAAUGUGCUUGAUUUCGAGAGGGAAAUUAAAAUCAUGGAGAGACUCAAACAUCCAAAUAUCGUGAAGAUUUUGUGCUCAGUGGACCGAAUCUUGGUGAUGGAGUUUAUUCAAUUUGGCUCGUUGCUGAGUUAUCUAAGCUCGCAUCGAUUUAGUCUCGCAUACAAAACACUGUUAGGCUUCGCCCUAGACAUAGUCGCGGGCAUGGAGUAUCUCGGUAGUAUGAACAUCGUUCAUCGAGAUCUAGCAGCGAGAAAUAUUCUAGUAGCGAAUGAGGAUCGAGUGAAAAUCAGUGAUUUCGGCCUCGCGCAAGUAAUAGCGGCGAGUGAUUAUUAUGUUUUCAAAACCCUUCGUAAUAUACCAAUUAAAUGGUACGCACCAGAGAGCUUAAGGCAUAACAAAUUCUCAACACGUUCAGACGUGUGGUCGUUCGGCGUGACGAUGUACGAGGUUUUCAGUUACGGCGUCGACCCACAGUUGUCAAUCAGAGUGAGUGAGAAAGAAAUCUCAAUGACGACUAUAACCGACCUACUAAACGCACUAGAACGUGGCCACCGUCUUCCAUGCCCAGACAAUUGUCCACAAGAAAUUCAUAGAAAACUGAUGUUAUCAUGCUGGCAGCUGAACAGCCAUGAGAGACCAAUUUUCGCUACUCUACGCGAAGACAUCGAGCAACUACUCUGUAAUUAUUAGAAUACUUCGUGAUUCCACACAAAUCUGUCUGUUGUUGUUUUAAAAAUAUAUGACAUAUCACAAUCAUGAUUUCUCAUGAUCAAUGGAAGAUUCUUUGAAGAGUCUACAAUUAGCUUAUUUUUCGCAAGAAAAGCCAUUUUUAUUCCUUUAUAAGGUUUCUGUAGUAUAGAAAAUUAUACACAUAGGUCAAUUCUAUUUUUAUAUUUUUAGAUGGAUAAAUUUUAGAAAAAAAUACUGUUCUAUAAAAAUUUUAGAAAAAAAUAGGAAGUCAAAGAAUCUGUCAUUGGAGAAUUCACAAUCUUUCUGAUCUUCGUAUCUUGUAUAGAAAGGAUCUAUCUAGUCGAAGACAUUUUCGCCAUUUUAUCAUGUACAUGUGUGAAAUAUACUGCUUAAGUAUUAGUAUUA
This is a messenger RNA of Temnothorax curvispinosus, 4115 nucleotides long. RefSeq names its product tyrosine-protein kinase hopscotch-like (gene hop). The record is from RefSeq and is a predicted model, not a curated record. Gene Ontology annotation, biological process: cytokine-mediated signaling pathway; peptidyl-tyrosine phosphorylation; intracellular signal transduction. The transcript has 14 exons. Gene Ontology annotation, molecular function: ATP binding; cytokine receptor binding; non-membrane spanning protein tyrosine kinase activity. The coding region runs from base 285 to 3710 and encodes 1141 amino acids. Gene Ontology annotation, cellular component: cytoskeleton; cytosol. Lineage: Eukaryota; Metazoa; Arthropoda; Insecta; Hymenoptera; Formicidae.